This is a messenger RNA of Fusarium coffeatum, 846 nucleotides long. RefSeq lists its product as uncharacterized. The record is from RefSeq and is a predicted model, not a curated record. Lineage: Eukaryota; Fungi; Ascomycota; Sordariomycetes; Hypocreales; Nectriaceae. Bases 1 to 846 code for a protein of 281 amino acids. The transcript has 3 exons. Gene Ontology annotation, molecular function: oxidoreductase activity, acting on NAD(P)H, oxygen as acceptor. Gene Ontology annotation, cellular component: intracellular anatomical structure.
AUGCCUCCCACAGACGUCUUCAGCUCAGGCUCUACCGCCUUGAUCACUGGAGCCGGAGCAGGCAUCGGCCUUGCCAUUGCAAAGAUAUGCCGAAGCAAGGGCAUGCGAGUGCUCCUCGUCGACAAUGACGAAGAAGCUCUUGAGAACUUGACCAAGCAGCACUUCCCAGAUGACUCCGACGUCGUCACCUCGAAAGUCGAUGUAACAUCAACUUCGGACUGGCAGGCUUUGAACAAGCUCGCCAAGGACAAGUUCGGCACCGUUGAGCUCUUGGUGUUGAACGCAGGACGGGGAAUGAAGGGUACAUGGGGUGAUGAGAGCUAUUUUAGAGAUACCUUGGAGACCAAUCUCUUCGGUGUCAUCCACGGGAUCAACGCUUUCCUCCCUGUCGUUCAGGAAGCCGCCAAGUCAAAGCCAACAAGCAUCGUCAUCACCGGAAGCAAGCAGGGUAUCACCAACCCUCCCGGUAACGCAGCAUACAAUGCCUCAAAGGCAGCGGUCAAGACUCUAGCUGAGCACUUGAGCUACGAUCUCAAGGACCAAAGCACGAGCGUCCAUCUUCUCGUCCCUGGCUGGACCUUUACUAACCUCGCUGGCGCAAAGGUGUUCAAAGAGAAACCAGAUGGAGCCUGGACACCCGAACAAGUUGCAGAGUAUCUGUAUGAGAAAAUGGGCAAGAAUGAAUUCUACAUUAUUUGUCCUGAUAACGAUGUUUCUGAGGAGAUGGAUAAGAAGCGCAUGACGUGGACUAUGGGCGAUGUGGUGGAGAGACGACCACCACUGACUCGACGGCGUGAGGAGUGGAAGCAGGAGGCAGAGGAAACCAUGGCUAAGAUGGAUGUUUAA